This is a messenger RNA of Thalassophryne amazonica, 1619 nucleotides long. RefSeq names its product t-complex-associated-testis-expressed 1 (gene drc5). The record is from RefSeq and is a predicted model, not a curated record. Gene Ontology annotation, molecular function: protein binding. Gene Ontology annotation, cellular component: sperm flagellum. Gene Ontology annotation, biological process: flagellated sperm motility. Lineage: Eukaryota; Metazoa; Chordata; Actinopteri; Batrachoidiformes; Batrachoididae.
CAAACGAAACUUUCUGAACGAUUUGUUUUUAGUUGUGAUAAAUCAUUUAUCACAUCAGUAUUAGUUCCGUUUGAGCAAACAAGUUCUCAUAGAGACAACAUCGUGGAAGAUGUUCAACAUCAGCCUGGGUGUAGAUUCCAGAAAAGUAAAGAGGAUCAUUGCUGAAGAUCUAGACUGGUCCCUCGAUAUAGUGCCACGCUUGUCCAGCCUCUGCCUGAACACAGUUGUGCAAAAUUUUGAGGAAAAGCCCAUUCUUGAAGAACUUACGCCGAACCAGAAGAACUAUGUUGAGGAGAAACUUUCGCCCUCCUUGCCCCUGCAUCUGACAGCCAACUUGAUCAGUGAUGGCGUCUACUGGAAACGGUGCUGCAAACAGCGGUGGGAUCUUUGUGAUGUCGAUCAGUACGACGAGAGCUGGAAACGCAUGUUCUUUGAGCGGCACUUGGAGAACAUUGUUGAAGAAUUCAUUCCAGGUGUAACAGACAUAAAGACAGUUCUAGACUUGGUUCCUCUCUGCAGGAAUUAUGUAAAGAGGCUGGACAUCUCAGAGCUCCUGCCAUCUGUUAAAGUUCCCCAGCAGAAACAAGAAGAAUAUUACUCAAACUUGGCAAAUGACAGUGACACUGAUGUACCAUCUAUGGAACACUUUGACUUUGGAGGCCUGCUUUGCAAACUCACCAACUUGGAGGAGCUCCAUUUGACGUACACAGUCAAGAAAUGUGGCAUGAACUUUGAUUGGAGAAUGUUUGUGAUGACUGACAGAGAUUGUGAGUGCCUUGCCAAGGCUCUUCAGUCCUGUGCGACCUUGAAGGUUCUGAGGCUCCACCUGAGUCACAUUGAGGAUGAAAAAUGCAGGUUAUUGGUGAAACAUCUUUUGGACCACCCCUCCCUGAGAGAGCUUGAGUUUCCACACAACCAAAUUGGAGACAGAGGAGCCAGAGCCAUCGCUAAACUUCUCAACAGGAGCAAACUGGAGACUCUGAACUUGUACGACAAUGAAAUUAGAGAUAGGGGAGCCAAAGCUAUAGCUCACAUCUUGGCUAAGAAUUCUACUCUUUUGUCCCUCAACCUGGGGCUGAACCGUAUUGCAGAUGAGGGAGGGAUGGCUAUAAGUGAGGCCUUGAUGAACAACUGCACCCUUCUCUGCCUGAACCUGGGAAGCAAUAGGAUGACAGAACCUACCGCCACUGCACUGUCAAAACUGAUACACCGCAACUCUCUGAAAAGCAUCAAUAUAUCCACCAACAUACUGGGCAUGGCUGGAGUUCAAGAUCAGGAGAACACGAUGGCUCACAACACCAGCAUUACUGAUCUGACUGUAGUUCACGAGAACGUUUCCUUCAUGGAUGAGGUGGUUUGGAACAACCGGGUUCAACAAUAAAACCAGGUCUACUCCAGCAGCUUUUCUUAAUCACAAAAAAAUAAAAAAUCUUCCUUUAUUGGCCAUUCAUCCGUGUCCACCUGUAAUCUAACAACACAACGUGAUUUAAUUUAAUGUAACACAAAGGAUAAAGAUGGUGAGUCUCAGAGAUUUGGAAAGUAGGGGUGCUGAGGGGGCUGCAGCACCCCCUGUUGGUGAGCGGCUGUAGCUUGAACACAAAAAAGUUUUAUAAGCAAUU